Drosophila subobscura is the source of this 4367-nucleotide messenger RNA. RefSeq lists its product as uncharacterized. The record is from RefSeq and is a predicted model, not a curated record. The transcript is spliced from 3 exons. Gene Ontology annotation, biological process: protein phosphorylation; mitotic spindle assembly checkpoint signaling; meiotic sister chromatid cohesion, centromeric. NCBI's taxonomy places the organism in Eukaryota, Metazoa, Arthropoda, Insecta, Diptera, Drosophilidae. Bases 353 to 3778 code for a protein of 1141 amino acids. Gene Ontology annotation, molecular function: ATP binding; protein kinase activity.
AAUUCCAUUUGCAAGCUAAAAAAAAAAAUAAAAAAGAAAAAGCGGAAAUAUUUUUGUGCCCGUAGCCAAAAAAGCGAAAAUCCAAUGGAAUUAAGGUGCAAUAAACGCGUUCCAAUGGCUAAACGUCAUUAGGUGUUGUGCGCGAAGAACAAUUUGCGUUGGAAUAUUCGUAUUCCGAUAGCACGGCCGAAUCCUCCCCCCCUCGCAACGGAGUGUGUGGCUCGGGUUCCUCUUCUGUUGAUAUAAAAUUUGUUGUUUUUAUUACGAAACCUCCGCGGUCUGUCCGCGUCCGAUUGGGAGAUCAGGACAGGGAUUAGGCGGGGGAACCAACAGUAGCCACAUUCUUAUUGCAAUGGCCAUGCACUCGUACAUGCGGACGGGCCCCAGCCAGAGUCAGACUCAAGCGAGCAGCCUGAGUCCGGACGAGAUGAACGGCUUCCUCAAAGAUAAGCAGGCGUGGGAGCAUGCGAUAUCGCUGUACCACGGACAGGAUCCCCUCGAUCAUUGGUACAACUAUAUCUGCUGGUACGAGAAUCAUGCGCACAGCGAUCCGGAGCUGAAGUUCCGAGAGACGCUCGAACGCUGUCUGACCCAGUACGAGCACAGCGAUUACUACAGGCAGGAUGCGCGCAUGGUGCGCCUGUGGCUGAAGUACAUAGCCAUGCAAACGGAUCCGCUGCACUUCUAUCAGGUGCUGUACCAGCGCCGCACGGGGCGGCAAGUGGCCGCCUUCUACAUUGGCUGGGCCAGCUACUACGAGUCGCGGGAGGAGUUCAAGGACGCCGAGACUGUCUUCAAUCUGGCCUUCCAGGAGAAGGCCGAAAGCAAUGCCGAGCUCCAGCAUGCGCACACAAAGUUUACCUAUGCCCGUUCAAUGCAUUAUCAGCGGCUGCAACAGCAGCAGCAGGCGCAACAGCAACAGCAGCAGCAGCAGCCGCCACCCGAUGCCUUGCAGCAGUUGGCCAACUACACGCAGCAGCUGCCGCAAAGCUAUGCACCACGUCCACAGCCAUAUCAGCAGCAGCAGCCGCCGCCACAGCACGCGUCUGUUUAUCAGCAGCAGCAACAAUAUCCGCCACAACAGCCGCCGCCACUCCAGCCACCGCCGGUUCAUGCGCAGGAGCAGGUGGCUGCGUAUCAGGCGCACUACCAGGAUCAGCCGCGCUAUGAACAGCAGCAGCUGCCGCCCCCACCAGCAGCCACAGCACAGCUACCGCAGCAGCCGCAGCCGGAGUAUGCGCCGCAGGCGCACUAUCAGCCACCGCAGGAGCAGGCAAUGCCACAGCAGCAGCCACAGCCGGAACCGCCACAGCAGCCGCAACACAAUGGCAAUGGAUCUUCCAGCAAUGUGGAAUGUGCUGCAACUCCAUCGUUGUCUCCUGCCGCCAACUCCGAAGUAGCCGGACUACGUUUGCCGCGCAAUUUCCAUCCGUAUGGCCGGAAUAAUCAUGAGACCUGGAAGCCAGCACUCACGCUGGAGGAGCCCGACGAUCCAUCGCGUGUGUGUCAUUAUGCCAAGCUGCUGGUUUAUCCGCCAGGCGCUGGCAUCGAGUACAGUCCCGAGGAGAUAUUGGCACGCAACUACAAGCAGAAGCCAACGGCGCAACAAGUGCAGCAGCAACAGGAGCAGGAGCAGCAGGAACAACAGGAGCAGCAGACAAUUUAUGAUUCCUACGAGUCGGAUGCUUCGUACUACAUGACGGCCGUGGAUGGUGGGCUCUACGGGCAGAGCAGAGGAGACAGCAGCGUAGCCCCGACGGAGAAGGCGGUCGUAGAGAAUGCUGUGAGGCUGCUAGAAGAGGAGGAUGCCGACGAGGAGGAUGAGGAGGAAGAAGGCGAGGGUGAACAGGAGGAGGAUGACGACACCGAAGGGGAUGAGGAGGAGGAGCAGGAUGAAGAAGACGAGGAAGAGGAGAGCAAACACUACACCAAUGGCAACGUUCAGUUCAGCGCACAGACAACCUUCGAGCAGAAUAAUCGCUCCAUCAAGAUCAAGUUCAAGAAGGAGCGCACGCUGGCCAGCAGCAGCACCUACAGUGCCUACACCAUUGAGAAUAUCUAUCACCAGCAGCAGAAUCAACAGCAGCAGCAGCACCACCCACAACAGCCACAUGUGCCGCUGGAGCCACAGCCCGCCUGCUCACCCAUACCAGCUGUCACGAGCAACGCGAGCAUACAGCGUCAGCGCAAUGGCCAUCACUUUCAUCCGUAUCUGCUUGGCCAGACCUCUACGCCGAAGAGCGAGGCGAAUGGCUAUCGACGCGCACGCACCAAGGUUAGGCGCAGCAAGUUUCAGCUGCCUGAUGUAUGCAGCAACAGCAACUCUUCCUCGGCAGCAGAUGUCACCGCUUCAUCUUCGGUUGCCGCUGCUGCUCCUUCUGCUGCUGCUGGUGCAGCCACUGCCUCGGCAAGUGCCGCCCUGCCCAUACACAAUGCUACCUUCAAUGACAAUGCCAACUUCUCCUUCUCGAGUGCCACGGGGCUGGACAAUUCCAACAGUUCGCUCGCGCUGGCUGUGGAUCGGCUGCACUUUCGUGACACCUCGCAGCAGGCGCACGCCACGUCCAAUAAAACGCUGCAAGCGCACAACAAUAACAAUUACAGCAGCAACAACAAUGGCAACGCAACGACGGCCACGGCACUGGCGGACUUCUCCACCUUCCAGGAGAACUCGUACUUUGCCACGCAGCACGACACGGAGGCGCAGGAGCGUCGUCUGUCCAAGGCCGUGGAGACGAUUGCACGGCACUUGGCCAAGGAGGCCAUCGAUCCGUUCAACAGUGAACUGUGUCGCGCUUUUCUCACCAAACUAAAUUUUCCCGGCGACGAUGAUGAUCAUGCCAGCUACAAGAUUGUGCAAACGCCACUGCCAAAAAUAUCCAACACGCGCACGCUGAACGUGCUCGAGGGCGUGCAGUUCAACAUUGACAAGGAGGUGGGCCGCGGCUCCUACGGUUCGGUGUACAAGGCCACAGAUUCGCGCACAGGCAAUGUGGUGGCGUUGAAGUACCAAAAGCCGCCAAACACCUGGGAGAUUUAUAUAUGCGAUCAGGUACUCAAACGCAUCAAGGAACCGGAGGUGCUGCCUGGUUUAAUGGACAUUUCAACGGCCAUAAUUGCGCCCAAUGCCAGCCUCAUAGCCACCGAAUUCUCGCCCUUUGGCUCGCUGCUGGACAUCAACAAUAAAAUACGUCAGGCCACGACAAAAGUGAUGCACGAGUCGCUCGUGAUGCAUUUCUCUGCGCAAAUAUGCAACAUUGUGGAUCAUUUGCAUCGCCAGCACAUCAUCCACGCGGACAUCAAGCCGGAUAACUUUCUGCUGAUGCGUGUGCCGAGCGUGGACAGUCCGCUGCCAUCGCUGCGACUCAUCGAUUUUGGUUGUGCCAUCGACAUGUCGCUGUUUCCCGACGGCGAGCACACAAAGUUCCGCAAGGUGGUGCAGACCGAUGGCUUCACCUGCAUCGAAAUGCAAGAGGGACGCCCCUGGUCAUACGAAACGGAUCUCUUUUGCAUUGCGGCCACCGUCCACGUGAUGCUGUUCGGGGAGUAUAUGCAGCCGCAGAAGCGCGGCACCAACUGGGACAUACGCCAGAAGCUGCCGCGUUACCUCAAGAAGCACGUCUGGUCGAAGUUCUUUGGCGAGCUGCUCAAUAUGCAGGCGGACAAGCUGCCCGCGCUGCGCGAGAUGCGCGACAUCAUCGAGGAGGAGUGCUACCGCAUGGACUCGGAGCUACAGAAGCAAAUACGAACGCUGUCCAACAUACUGCAUCGACGAUAACCAAACUGACAGUCGCCGUUGGCCGUUCCAAUCUAUUAUUUUAGUUGUAUUUUAUUUUAAACCUUUUGCCCCCCAAUUGAUCGUGAAAUUUAUGACCCAAAAAUUAUUGUUGAAAAAUGCUAAACGCUGAAAGUACACCCCCCGACCCUCCUCCCACUAUAAUUCUUAAGUUUAAAAGUUUAACAAUUAAACCUUUUUUUAUAAUUUAUUAUUUCGAUGCCAAAAACCAAUCAAACGAACGCUAAACAACACAAACAACAUUCAGACACUGUAAAUAAUUUAGGCACAAACUCGACAGACCCAAAGGCAAAGACUUUUGUUAAGAGUUUGUGUAAAAACAAAACAAAAACAAAAAAAAUCUAAAAAUCAAAUUAAGUGAAUAUAAAGUGUAAUUUUUGUAUAUGUACAGCAAACCUCAAAACAAAGCGCAAAAUGUAUCUAUAAAUAAUAAGUAAAAAAUUAUAAGUAAAACCACCCCCCACACACAAUUAUCAGAUUGAAUUAUCGUUCGAUCUACUUGUACUAUUGAGUAAUAUAUAAAGAAACUUUAAAUGAUAGUAAAUAAAUUGACGAAAUGUUAACACAAAAA